CCGGCCCCACCAUUACAUAUAAUAUACGGAAGAUGACCCGCUUCAGUUUCAGUCAGUAAUCGAAAGUGCUUUCUGAAGUGGUGUUUAGUGGUAUUAUUCGUUAAGAAAAAUGAAAUCUAUAAUUUUGUGUUUCGCCCUUGUGGGAAUCUGCGCAGCCCAACUUCAAAAUCAGAGGAUUCUAGAAGCUCCUGUUCCUGCUCUUUGUUCUCAAAGAGUUAUUCAUGAAAGAACUCCAGAUGGCAAAGGAUACUUCUUCAGCUGGAAAGACCAAAACACAAAAGGAGUAGAGCAAGAUUGGUUAUCAACUAGAAACUACUGCAGGAAACGUUGUAUGGACUUGGUUUCUUUGGAAACAAGUGCUGAAAAUGAGUGGAUCAAAAGACACAUCGUUGAAGAUAAGAUAAAAUACAUAUGGACUUCCGGCCGUUUGUGUGACUUCAAAGGCUGCGACCGUCCAGACCUCCUUCCCAACAACGUGAAUGGUUGGUUCUGGACAGCCGUCCUGCAAAAAUUAGCACCAACUACUCAAAGAGACCAGAACGACUGGUCCGAAACCGGAGGCAUCAACAAGCCACAACCAGACAACAGAGAAUCCAUCCAGGGUGGAGCACAAGAAAAUUGUCUUGCCAUUUUGAAUCAAUUUUAUAACGACGGAGUAAACUGGCACGAUGUUGCCUGUCACCACGUUAAACCCUGGGUGUGUGAAGAAAAUGAAGAUCUUCUUAAAUACGUUAGGUACACCAACCCAAAUUUGUUAAUUUAAAAUUGUAGAUAGCUCGUGACUGAACAACAGAGAUCGAAGUAUGCAGUCUGUUUUGUAAAUUUUUAUGUCAGAAAACUGACUUAAUUAAAAAAAAAUAUGUACAGAUAGUUAAUAUAAGAGACACAGUCGGAGAUUUAUCUUCGUAUUACUUAUAAAUAUUAUUUUAACUUUUUUAUUUAUUCGAUAUUAAAGUAGGUAUAGUUCUGUAUAAAGAGAAAAAUUUAUUAAAUAUUUAAGCAUUGAUGUAUUAUUAAUAGGUACAUCAAAAAAUCUUUAAAAUAUUAAAAAUUGGCAGAUAGGUAACAAUGUAUUCUUUUGUGUAGGUGUAAAUGUCCCUACAUAUAAACUGCGAAUCUAUCUGUAUUUGGUGUAGAUCUGAUAUUAACUUCAACAACCAUUGCAGAACGUAAAAUAUUUUUAUUAUAAUAUGUAUAAAGUAUGUAUUAUUCCUUAUAAAAAUCAACUUUCUUAUAAAAAUCGUUACAAGAAAAUCGGUGAGGGGUUGCUUCCUAUAGUGCGUUAACGAAUUAUCGUAAGGCCAGACGUCUUUCCAUCGGGUCAUGGCAGAGCUCGCCAGCUCUAUUACUUCUUCUUCUUUUUUUUUCUUCUAGUUCCAUGACUGUUAUCGAUCGUUGGAUAUUAUGUUGGCUACCAUAUUCGCUAUCGUGACUUUAUUGACAGCAGUUCUAAAUAACGAUGUAGUUGAUUUUCCAUACCAUUGCCUUUGGCAAUGAUUUUUCAGCCAUGAUGUUGUUCUUCUACCAGGACCACGAUUACCUUGGAUCUUUCCCUGAAUGAUCAGAUGUAAAAGAUUAUAUUUUUCAGGGUGUCUCAUAAUGUGACCGAAGUAUUCCAGCUUGCGUUCCUUUAUUAUAUUGACCAGUUGUGUUGUUUAUACCCACAUAUCAAAGGCUGUCAAGCGUUUAAGGAUAGCCUCAGUUAGAGUCCACGCUUCCACUUCAUACAGCAGGACAGGAAAGAUGUAGCAAGAUGUCAUUCGAACUCUAAGGUCAAUGCUAAGAUCGUGACUGCAAAGUACGUUUCUCAUUUUUACAAAGGUAGCUCGGGCUUGUUCUAUUCGGCUUUUAAUUUCUGCGGUUGGAUUCCAGCUCUCAUUGAUAUUACUGCCGAGAUACACGAGUUUCACUACUCUGUCUAGUAUGGCAUCUCCGACUUUUAUACCGUCAUCCUGUAUAUAAUUUUGUUGCUAACUAUCAUAUAUUUAGCUUUCUUAACGUUGAGUUUUAAUCCAUACUGAUCACAAGUCUGUUUUAUUUUGUUCAUUAGAUUUUGAAGGUAUUCUCCGCAAUUAGCAAGCACUAAGGUAUCAUCGGCAUAUCUAAUAUUGUUGACGGUUACUCCAUUCACAAUAAUACCUUCGGUUGUCUCCAUUAAGGCUUCCUUAAAUAUUUCCUCCGAACAUAAGUUAAAACGAAAAGGCGACAAUAUACAGCCUUGUCUUACUCCUCUUUUUAUAUUUAUAUCAUCCAGCUCUAUUUAUACCUGUUAAAUUCUUUAAAAUACCGUAUUCACGUUAUU
Molecule: messenger RNA, 2302 nt
Organism: Diabrotica balteata
Lineage: Eukaryota; Metazoa; Arthropoda; Insecta; Coleoptera; Chrysomelidae
Source: the annotation of a GenBank genome assembly